UGCAAACGUAGCACAUAGCUAUUCUUAGGCUGUUGUUGCCAAUACUGUCUCCAGAUUGUCUUGGCCGCGUCUUAUUCACUUCUGAGAAUUAACCAUGGAAGGGAACCUGUGCAAUAUCCAAGUGCUUCUUCAGGCCGCCGAGUUUUUGGAGAGAAGAGAACGAGAGGCAGAGCAUGGGUAUGCAUCAGUUCUGCCUCUGAGUCCAGAGGAUUCAGACAAAAGAGGCAAGCAGAGGGGCAAGAAGAUAUCAGCAGGGGGCAAUAGGUCGGUUCACAACGAGCUGGAAAAAAACAGACGGGCUCAGCUAAGACACUGUCUGGAGCAGCUAAAACAGCAGGUUCCUCUGUCAUCUGACUCGAUGAGGAACACCACCCUCAACUUGCUCAGACGAGCACAGCUCCACAUAAAGAAGCUGCAGGAGCAGGAUGAGCGUGCAGAACAAUUGAAGGACCGCUUGCGCUGGGAGCAGAGAGAGCUGCGAGUUCGGCUGGAGCAGCUGCAACGAGGCACGGAGAGGAUGAGGAAUGACAGCCUGGGGUCUGCCAUGUCCUCCGAGAGGUCUGACUCUGACAGAGAGGACGUGGAGGUUGAUGUGGAGAGCAUCGUGUUUGAAUGUGUGGACUCUGAUGGACUGACUGUUACACACGCUGACGUAGACCACUGCUACUCCAGCUUGGACAGAGCCUGGCUAUGACAGCUGUGAAACUAAGCUCAUCAGUCCUAAUUCGGAGGGAUGGAAGAGGAGAAAACAUUCCAAAAGAGGGCAAUAGAGGAAAAUGGAGGACACGAAAGAUUGGUUUGAAAUGUCACUGUGUAUGUUUGAACUCUUUCCAGGACAUGAUACAUUCUUUUCAAACAUAGUGUACCAACAAGUGGAAUGGUAAUGGUUUGCCCAAAUGAGCUGUGCCCAUUUGCACUGAAUAGCAUUUUUUUUUAAUCACUCAUCUAAGAUGGAAGAAAACCUUACACGCACGCUCAUCUAUAGAUAUAUAUAUUUCAAAGCCAUGAGGUGUGUGGUGAUCACUGCCUACAAACAUUUAAAUAACACAAUUCUUAUCUGGUUUAUAAUCUACCUUUUCAAGGGCUGUUUUUAUUUGAAAUAUUUAACUUAUUUUCUUUCCAGUAUUUCUACAUUGGAGUCUGCCUUAAAAUGGGGUUGAUCUACUAUUAUAUACAGCUUUCUUUCAGCACUAAGAAGUUUCUAUUUCAGGAAUUAAGUAAAGUCAUGGUAUGUAGCAUGCACUUAUACAGUAACCUUUACUAUAUUUUCUAUUAAUGUUGUAAAAAUUGUCCUUGGUUUUAUUAUUUUUUCCUCCGUUGCACAAAUCAUCCACAUGUUGCACUUGGUCUCCGAAUGGUUGUGGGUAUACCAAUCUCAACAUGGGAAAAAAGACCGGUCAUAUUUGCACAUUUCAAACCUGGCAACUAAAUAUACCUGAUACUCAUUUGAUGACUUUGUACCCAACUAGUUUUUCAACCAAGUGCAAAAUUAAUGAUGCUUUUAUCUAUUUUAAGGAAAAAUUGUAAAAAUGCACCUGUUCCUUACAUAGAACUGUUUCUUCUUAAUCGCUAAUAAGAACGUUUCAAUCUCUGUCUGCAUCACAACUAUGCAUUUCAUUGCAUAUGCAUCUGUCAAUAAAAUGUUGAUCAUGCAUGCAGUAAGCUGACCACACUGUCACCAUAGAACAUGUUUGCUUGUAAACAUUAUGCAGCUUUUACUGUUAAUUGCUGCAAUACAAGUAAUUUUAUCCCCUUUACUACUGUGCAUUAUUACUCUGAAGUGCAAUUUGCCUUCAGGAUUUAAUAUGCAAGACAUCUUUUUACCCAGCAAGUGAAUUUAUACAAUUGUCGACAUAUCUCUGUUCUCCCAGUAAUAUUAUGUAGCAUUUUCUACUAGUGUAUGCCUUUUUAUGAAUAAAUAUUCUAUAUUUAAUACUUACUGUCUUGAUUAUUUUACAGUAAAAUUGAUGCACCUAAUGUUAGGUGUUGAGAUUGCAUAUAAGAUCCUCUUACUGUACAUGUUUAAUAAGUAAUUCAAUUUCCAUUGCAGAGCAGAUU
Molecule: messenger RNA, 2058 nt
Organism: Lampris incognitus (smalleye Pacific opah)
Lineage: Eukaryota; Metazoa; Chordata; Actinopteri; Lampriformes; Lampridae
Gene: mxd3
Product: MAX dimerization protein 3
Exons: 6
Coding region: 95-694 (199 amino acids)
Biological process (GO): regulation of transcription by RNA polymerase II
Molecular function (GO): protein dimerization activity; RNA polymerase II cis-regulatory region sequence-specific DNA binding; DNA-binding transcription factor activity, RNA polymerase II-specific
Source: RefSeq, a predicted model, not a curated record